Messenger RNA from Macrobrachium nipponense, 1989 nucleotides. RefSeq lists its product as uncharacterized. The transcript has a single exon. NCBI's taxonomy places the organism in Eukaryota, Metazoa, Arthropoda, Malacostraca, Decapoda, Palaemonidae. The record is from RefSeq and is a predicted model, not a curated record. The coding region runs from base 1 to 1989 and encodes 662 amino acids.
AUGCAUAUAGAUGGCUUCAAACUACCUUGGAGGUCAGACUACUCUGACAGAUCUUCAUAUUCUCAAAACCGUACAGAGGAAUCCAGCCAAAACCCUCCAGAUACAGCUACCAGCAACGUUAUUUCUCAUGGUUCCUCAAUGGUUCUUCAAGCAAUACUACCUGUUCGUAUAAAACAGAGGGGAAGCAACCGAGAAGUUCUCACCUACGCCCUUUAUGACCCAGGAAGCACAGGGUGCUUCCUAUCAGAAGAACUGAAAGACGACUUGCAAGCUUCCGGUGUUCAAACAAAUCUGCGUCUGAAAACUAUGCAUGGGGAGAGCAUAGUCAAAAGCUACCUUGUCCAGGAUCUCGUCGUCAGUGAUAUAAACGGCCAGAAUGGUAUACUGCUUCCAAAAACGUAUUCCAGACAAGAAAUUCCAGUGAGCCAUGAUCAAAUACCACGUCCAGAACUGUUACGACACUGGCCAUAUCUUCACGUGGCAAAAUCUAUUCCUGAAGUAAUGCCAGAAAUAGACAUCGGUCUACUGAUUGGCAGCAAUUGCCCACUAGCAAUGGAGCCUCUGAAAAUCAUAUCAACAGACGGCAAAGGCCCAUUCGCUCUGCAGUAUCGUCACGGAUGGACAGUCAGCUCCCCGGUAGAAGACAACAGCGUAAUGUCUACACAUCGGGUAAACAGUUAUCACAUUGUGACUGAGGAUAUUGAGCAGGCUACUGAAAUCCUCUCCCCAAACAGAAUACUGAAUAUGCUGGAAAGUGACUUUAUUGAUAGCCAGGUAGAAAGGUAUCCUGGAGAGAAAGGAUUGUCUCCAGAGGAUACUACAUUCAUGAAGAAGGCUGAAAGCAAUGUCGUGUUCAAAGACGGUCACUUUGAGAUCCCUCUCCCUUUCAGGAAUCAGAACUUAAUGGUGCCAAAUAAUAAGAUCCUCGCAAUCAAACGAGCACUCUAUCAAAAGAAGAAAAUGCAAAAGGAUCCCAAGUACCACUCCGACUACGUCAACUUCAUUGACAAAAUACUCCAGAAUGACUAUGCUGAACGUAUCCCAGACUCCCUGCUUACAGCCAAAUCUGGACAUGUGGGGUACCUGCCACAUCAUGGAGUGUACAAUCAAAGAAAACCGGAUAAAAUUAGAGUGGUGUUUGACUGUAGUGCUAAAUUCAACGGAAUAUCCUUAAACGAUCAGUUGCUGCAAGGGCCUGAUCUCACCAAUUCUCUGAUAGGUGUUCUAACCAGAUUCAAAGAACACCAGGUAGCCUUCACUUGUGACGUGGAGUCUAUGUUCUACCAAGUGAAAGUACCCAAACACCAAUACAACCAUCUCAGAUUCCUCUGGUGGCCGAACGGUGACAUAUCAAAGGAAUUCGAAGAGUACUGGAUGAAGGUACACCUUUUCAGUGCAGUGAGCUCACCAAGUAUCGCCAACUACGCACUUAGACGCGUCGCAGAUGAAGGAAACAACUUAAGUUCAAAAGUCGCCCAUACAAUUAAGCGGAACUUCUAUGUUGAUGACUGUCUAAAGUCUGUACCGAACGCCACCAAAGCUAGUUCUCUGAUUGCUGAACUGACUGCCGCCUGCGGGGGCUGUGGAUUCAAACUGUGUAAAUAUACUAGUAAUGACGUCUCUGCCCUAAACACCAUCCCAGCUGACGAUCGAUCCAAAGAGUUAAAGACAAGAGACAUCAAUUAUGACCCCCUGCCUACAGAGCACGCCCUCGGAAUACUUUGGGUCGUCGAAACAGACAUAUUUGGCUUCUCAGUGUUGUUGCCAGACAAACCGCUGACAAGAAGAGGCAUUCUCUCCAUAGUAUCCAUCAACUCUAUGGCCCACCCCUUGUUGGUUUUGCUGCUCCCAUUUGUGCUGCCAGGCAAAAGCAAAUACUGCAAGACCUCUGCAAAGAAACCACUCUCACCUGGGAUGACGAAGUGCCUGAUGAUCACCAGCGACGUUUCAAACAAUGGAUUAGCGAAGCCCCGAAUCUUCAGAAGAUAA